Cherax quadricarinatus is the source of this 1170-nucleotide messenger RNA. Lineage: Eukaryota; Metazoa; Arthropoda; Malacostraca; Decapoda; Parastacidae. The record is from RefSeq and is a predicted model, not a curated record.
AUCUGGAUCUUAUUGCCAGGAUAUAAGCUGGUGUGGAUGAUGCAAGACUCCUCAGUGUGCCGGCGGCAUUCGGGGGAUAUACAGUGCCUCUCUCCAGGCUUGGGCAAACUCUCAGCACCUUGAAAGGAGGUGGCAACAAGAGCAGAUGCAGCCCUGCCAGAAGACUCCUGUUUAGAUCCAUCAGUUUAUAUAACUUGUGAGCUAGGCGAGGAAUUUCUUCUUGGGCAGUUGCUUUUACAAGUGAAUUAAGGAAGGGAUUACUAGUAAUGAGCUUCUUGGAAGCGACUUGCAGGUAUCCAUUCAUCACCAGCACGAGGGUUUAUGGUCAAAGAUAACUGAUUGAAGGACAUACUUGCUAGAGGUUAGCCAUCUGGGAAGACCUGUGCUUGGGACAAUCUCCACCCUCAAAUACAGUGAACACCUCGUUCUUGAGCCUCUUCAGGACUGUGACGUCUUUGUUGACUGGGAUGUGAUGUACCUCACAGUCCUUCUUCUUCACAUCGUUGUGCAUCUGUCUACUUUCUUUCUUGCUUCACACUGAAGAACUAAGCAUCCUUUAUUAAGAUGGAUCCAAACUAUCAAAAUGCAAUGGGGUCAAGCGAUGAGGAUUCAUACACACAAGAAUUUCAUGGAGAAAGAAGGCAGAAAACAGCUACAUCCAGUUUACUCAUCAACACUGUCUCACAAGAGAUCGAGUUACGAGAAGAUGUGUGUGGUAUAAAGAAUGUAAGUAUGGCAUCAAGCAGGAAUGGAGCAGCAGCAUCAAGCAGCGUACCUCAACACCCACAGGAACAUUAUUCACCCCCGCCAACAAAGCUGAGCAAAGAAGAGCAGGCAGAAGCUAACCGCAAGAAAUCAAGUGAGUACCGCAAGAACAAGGCUAUAGAAUAUAAGAAUAAAGAGAAUAAAAAAAGCAAACUGACAAAAAUCUUUUAUGACAAUAAAGUGGAAAUAAAGAAGUUUGAAGAGUAUUUACAAACGAACAAUAAUGAUGAAAAUGGAAAGCAUAUGAUUACAGAUAUGGAAGAAGACCAAAUUUUUGAACACUAUAUAAAGAAUAUAUUUUCCGAAGACAGUGAUGAACCAGGUUCUCUGCGAUCACAAGAUGAUCACACAGGAGACGAUAAUGUGCCAACUACAUCAACGCUCUUCACCAGGCAAGAAACAUAA